CUCAUUCGUUUUCACAGUAUCGAAGCGUACGGUCGUCUCGCGCGUCGCGUAGAUAUUUUAUUAUUUUCUCAGCUUCUGGUAGGUGGUGCGCGCAGCAAAUAAAGAAAUUUGUGUAUUGCAGCAGAAGUUUUUCGCUGCGCACAGGCUGUGCCGCUGCUUGCAAGAGACUCUACAAAGCCAAGCAGAAAACUAAUCGUAACAAAGAAAAGCGUAAAUUGCUGGAAAAAAUAAGAAAAACAAAAAUACAUCCAAUAGCAGUGAAAACGAAAAGAAACAUUUAAGUUCAAGGUUUAUUUCAACACAAUGCCAGAACCGAAGUUCAAACGCAUCUAAAUUGAAAACUGUGUGCAGAUUUUUGUAUACACUGUCGUGUACGUGUGUGUGUGCGUGUACCUGUGCGUGUGCGUGUGUUAGUGAAUGUGACUUCAGAAUUUUGCUGUGGCUUAAACCAAAAGUCAGCCAGCACAAUUAUUGAAUUAAUAAAUGUGCACACAAUAAGAAAAUAUAGAAAACAUUGUCUCGAUCUAUCUACGGAAAAAUAUCUAAACCCAAUUACUCAGUUUGCUCUCAGUUUAAUUCGAUUGACACAGAGGCAGGCGGCAGAGCGCGAGCGCGAGCGCAAGCAGCAGCAGCAGCAGCCCCAACAAAAUAUAAGGCGACAGACUUAACUUGCCCACUCUUCGCCCGUUGGUGGUGGGAGACGCACACAGAGUACAACAACAACAACGGCAACAACCACAAGGAGAGGCAAACCUACUGCAGCUCUCAGCUCUGCUUUUGCGCAGAAAGACGCAGCGAAUUCGCCGUGUCGUUUGAGCGCUGCUCAGUUGCAGCUCGGUCGACGCUGUUUGGAAACACCUUGCUCCAAUAUUUUUGCCUGGCUGUGUGCUCUGCUCUGCUCUGCUCAGCUCUAUAACUGCCGUUAGUCCAAGCGACUCAGUGGCCGUUGACGUUGCCGUUGCCGUCGCAGUCGCCGUCUCAGUUUCGUUUUGUGCGAUUCUUUAGCUGCAGCAGUAAAAAUCGUCGGAAAAUCGCAGCCACAAAGAAAAAGGCAACAUAUUUGUGUUGUUGUUGUUGUAAUUUUCCAAUGCUGCUUGACUGCGCUUUGCACGCGAUUCCCUACAAUUUGGUUGCGGCCAGCACUGCUGCAACAACAACAACAACAGCAACAACAAUAACAAGCAUAAGCAAAACGGCAGCAGCUUCAACAUUGUCGCCGUGUCGCCAGCAGCGCCGCAGCAUCGCCAGCCCCUUGGUCUCGCCAUGUACAACAACAGCAAAGCGAGGCGCAGCAGCGAUGCCAGCAUAGAACAGAAUACGCAGCAGCAGCUGGAGGAGGAGAAGGAGCAGCAGAUGCAGCAGGCGGCCGCAGUCAGGACGAGAACGAGCACAAGCAGGAGCAGGACUAUGGCCACGUCCAAGGCGAGAGCCAGAGCCACGUCGUUAAUCUAUUUACCGCCUUUCUGCCAGCCAUGUGGACAUGUGCCUGCGGCCAGCAGCAGCUGCUGUUGUUGUUGCUGUAGUCGGCGACAUAAAAAUUAUGAUAAACAUGCCGCAGCGCCGACGCUGACAGCAGCGGGCACAGUCUCAGCCACAGCCACAUGCUCGCCAGCGACUGGCUGGAAAUUCCUGCAGCGUGAUAUUCAGUUAAGCGCGGAUGAGGACGCACUGGCGCAUAGCUGCAACGAUCUCAGACAGGCAACGCAAUUAGUUAUGCCAAUUGUUGUAGGUGGCAGCAGCCGCGGCAGCAGCCACGUCUUGGAAUGCCUGGCGAUUGUGCGGCGCCAGCGACGUGAACGACAUACAAUAAAACCAAUCAGCAAUGCAGCAGAAGGAGAAGCCGCAGAAGGAGCUGCAACAAAUAGUUCGCAAACAACGACAAGGGCUUUGGCCACAAGUGGCCAGGACGAGAAGAAGGAGGAGGAGGAGGAGGAGGAGGAGGAGGAGGAGGAGGAGGAGGAGGAGGAGGAGGAGGAGGAGGUGCAUGGUCUUGGCGAUGAAGAUGAAUGUAGGUGCUUUAACUACAACGGUGAUAUUAGUGCGCUGGAACGUCUAAAGCAGCAGAAGGAGCAAGAGCAGGAGAAGGAGCAGGUGGAGGAGUGGUAUCAACUUCCUAACAUUACGUGGCUAAAAUUGUGGCAGCAGCUGCUGCGGCGGCAACUGUGCAACAACAACAGAAGCAGCCAAGACGCCAACAACUCCGCCGCCAAUGCGACAACGCAAACAACGAACACAACGACAACAACAACAACAACAAUAUUAGAAAGGAGCAGAAGCAGGAGCUGGGGCAGGUUCGGGCAGCUGGAGCCAAUCACCAGGCUGGCAACGAGCUGCGGCAGCAACAGCAUGACGUCGACAAAAAGUUGGCUCGGAGCGCUGUUGCUGACGCUGCUGCUGGCCACGUCCGUUAGCGGCUGGGGCGGUCGUCAAGAUGCGCCCACAAAUUGCACGUUUCCGGCACGCUGGGAGGGCUCCUGGUUCCUAUCUGGCUAUCAGCAAUCCAUACACAUCAAGGGCUCACAGUUCAGCUACCGCGGCAGGUGUGCGGCAUCAGAUGGUAACAAAUAUCUGAUAGUCGAUGAGAAAGGAUGUCAUCGUUGCCUGGUUAUCUAUGAGAAGCAUAAGAAUGUGCUCCAGUAUAAAGAAAGUGAGUGCGAAGGUGAUAGUAUGUAUAUGCAUCAGUCGAAUCCAUCUGCACUGGCGAUGCGUAGCUCUAAUAAACAAAGUGAUCAUAGGGGGGGAGCUCAUCCCAAUACGAACGGGCAUUCAAGACUAUCAUCAUCGGAUCAGUACAUAAUGAGAUCCAAUGACGAUAUGAAUGAUUGUCCCCCAGACUUUUGCAAGGGCCGUGAGACUUUACAGAAUCUCUGCGAUCAAAUACCGGGCGAUGCUCUGCUCUAUUCCCUCUUCCGCGAGAGCGCCGAGCCGGUCAAGUGCCCGCUAAAGGGCCCCUUCAUAUUCACGUACAAUCGGGGCCAUGGCGAGUGCAAGUCGCCCGUCUCGAACAUCGAGAGCUGCACCGAAGAGAGCCGCCUGCUCCUGAGUUUUCAGGCCUGUCCCGAUGUCCUGGGCACCGAGAGCACGGUUGAGGAACUGACCUGCCUGGCGACCUGGAAGGAUGGCAACUCACGCUAUUUGGUGGGUCUUGUCUCGCAUCAUCAUGCCAUUUCGAAUGAGGAGCGCUAUCGUUGCUUUGUUUACGAGAAAAUCUCCUCGCUGAUGGGCGGCCCCAGCAUGCUCAGCUCGAAGGAUGCCGAAUAUAAGCUGGCGCAAUCCGGCGACGCCACUUGCAAUGGCUUAGACAGCGCCGAGGUUGGCUCGCGAAUAAUGUCGCUGCGGAAACCGCCGGCGGCUGAGCGCUGCGAUUUUCCCGCCUGGUUCAAGGGUCCGCGACACUGGCAUGCACUUAUGGGCAAUGCCGUCUACAAUUAUCAUGCCAACGAUGGCUCCGUGCACAUUAUUAAGCCCAACGGCUACAUGGAGACACGUGCCCUGUGCGAGCAGAUAAACAAACAGACCUCAACCGAAAUGAUGGCUGUGGUGCACUACACCACCGGCUGCCUAUCCGGCUUUAUGUGCAUGAUGUUUUACCGUCGGGACACGCACGUCAUUGAGAUACAAACGGGCAAGCCGGCCAUUCGUCUGGAGGAUGCCUGUGCACCGGAUCACUUUGACUUCAAUAAGAUGGCCUACAUAACGCUGCUGGCAAGCAAUCCGGAACCGCAUAUUUGCCCGAUGGAGGGCCUGUACAAUCUGCGCGGCGCAAUUGGGCCACCGUACCUGGUCACGCGCCACAAGCGCAAUCACAAUGGCAAAUCGCAUCUCGGACAUGGCCAUCAUCAUUAUCAUGGCGAUGGCUUGGAUGCCGGCUCCUUUGGCCACAAGGGGCACAGCACACUCAGCUUUCGCAAUGCCGAGCGCAUGGAGCGCGGCUCCUGGCAUGCCAACACGCGCGGCCUGCCCGUGCGCAGUCGACGCAAUGCACUCCCAGCACAGCAGCAGCAGCCGCACCAGGAGCAGGUGCAACUACAGCACCAAGUCCAGCAACAACAAGCCUUGGUGCUGAGCAGCGCCAACGAUACCAGCGUGGGCUUCGUGGCCACGCGCAAUCGUCGUGAUGUGCCCGGCUGUGUAACCAACUACAAUGCCCAGCGCCAGCUUUGGGUCGGCUGCAGUGCGCCCAAUGUCAUCGAUGUGAGCCCGCUGUGUAGCGUGGACGGUGAGGAAGAGUACUCCUGUCAUGGCUCGUGGAGCGAGAACAGCACCGUCUACAUUAUAGCCAGGCACAAGGGCACCAAGCAUGGCGUCUGCAUUAGCUACAGGCCCACGGAGGGCAAUGCAGCCAAGCUGGUUGUGGGAGAUGCCUGCUAUCGGGGCACACAAAAGCCGCCUGAUCAUCAUUUGGUGGCCAAUCUAUCCGUUUUUGGUAAAUGCGGCGAAACCGGCUCCAGUGCCAGCACAGCUCACCAGGCCAACUGGAUGGUUCUGUUGGCCAUGUUGACGUGGCUAACGCUGCAAAGCUGAGUUAAUCGGGCGGCGUGCAACAUGUAAUUUGCGACUGCACAACAACAUUAACAAUUUGAUAAACCCAAAAACCAAAAACCAAAUCCCCAAUAUGAUGAACAUGUAUACAAGACACACACAUUUAAGACUAAUUGUACAUUGCAUAUUGCAUAUUGCAUAUUGUAAGGCCUAAGCGAACGUAAACAAUUCAAAUAUUUAUUUUACUGUAUAUAACAUUUAUUGUUUGUUUGUUUUAUUUUUUGACUACCUUGUUUUGUUUAGUUCUAAGUGCUUUAUAUUUGAAAUCAAUAUAUUAUAUAUAUAUAAAAAAAAAGUUAAAAUUAACGAGCAAAAAAAUGGUUUGCAAUAAAGCCUUAGAGCAAGCGCUGUUAAGGCCUAGUUAAACGCGCCUUUUGCGAAAUGUAGCGCUGAAAUUUAAACAAAA
This is a messenger RNA of Drosophila virilis, 4948 nucleotides long. The record is from RefSeq and is a predicted model, not a curated record. Lineage: Eukaryota; Metazoa; Arthropoda; Insecta; Diptera; Drosophilidae.